AUGGACUCUGGGCCCAUCUUGGACAGCAGCAGUAUGGCUCUGCAGUGCACCAAGUCGGCGGGACACUGGAGGAUGGUGGUGUGGGAUGAAGAAGGGUUCCAGGGCCGGCGGCACGAGUUCACGGCCGAGUGCCCCAGCGUGCUCGAACUGGGCUUUGAGACCGUGCGAUCCUUGAAAGUGCUGAGUGGAGCGUGGGUGGGUUUCGAACACGCCGGCUUCCAAGGGCAGCAGUACGUGCUGGAGCGGGGCGAAUACCCGGCCUGGGACGCCUGGAGCGGCAACACGGCGUACCCCGCCGAGAGGCUCACCUCCUUCCGGCCUAUCGCCUGUGCCAACCACCGGGACUCAAGGCUAACCAUCUUCGAGCACGAGAACUUCCUGGGCAGGAAGGGCGAACUGAGCGAUGACUACCCGUCUCUGCAGGCCAUGGGCUGGGACGGCACUGAAGUGGGUUCCUUCCACGUCCACUCUGGCGCCUGGGUGUGCUCCCAAUAUCCUGGCUACCGAGGGUUCCAGUACGUGCUGGAGAGCGACCACCACUCCGGGGAUUACAAGCACUUCCGGGAAUGGGGCUCUCACGCACAAUCCUUCCAGGUGCAGAGCGUCCGCAGGAUCCAGCAGUGAGCCAGCUGCUCAGGGAUCCGGGCACCCGGCUUCUGGGCCUCAGUGUCCCCUGGGAG
This is a messenger RNA of Jaculus jaculus (lesser Egyptian jerboa), 680 nucleotides long. It is a transcript of the gene Cryba4, whose product is annotated as crystallin beta A4. Bases 1 to 624 code for a protein of 207 amino acids. Lineage: Eukaryota; Metazoa; Chordata; Mammalia; Rodentia; Dipodidae. The transcript is spliced from 6 exons. Gene Ontology annotation, biological process: lens development in camera-type eye; visual perception. The record is from RefSeq and is a predicted model, not a curated record. Gene Ontology annotation, molecular function: structural constituent of eye lens.